AUGACGCCUUCAGAUUGCGUACAACUGGAUCAGCUUCAGACUGAGGAGCGCAGUGACACACACUCAAUCGAUUCUUUAGAUACUUUGGAGCUCUGCAUUGAGUUUAAUCAUGAGGAGUCGCGAGUGUCUACCGCUGUGGCGUGCUGUGUUCCGGAAAUUGCAUCGUUUGUCGACGACUUAGUGCCUCGGCUUCGCACAGGUGGAAGAUUAAUCUUCGUGGGAGCUGGUAACAGCGGUCGAGUCGCGAUGAUGGAAUGUACUGAGAUCCCGGUCACAUUUUCAACUUAUGAGGGGCAAUUUAUUGCUCUUGUGGCAGGGGGUGAAAAAACCGCAGCGAAAGCACAGGAGGGAGCGGAGGAUGUCGCAGAAGAUGGGAUUGCGCAGCUCGAAGCUUUCAACCUUACUAUCAACGAUACUGUUCUCGGUAUUUCAGCAUCGGGCCGGACACCCUUUGUUCUUGGAGCUCUCAAAUUCGCGAUUCAAGCCGGGGCAUUGACGGCAAGCAUCACGAACACAUCACCAUCCUCGAUUGGUGGCCUGGGAAUCAAACAUUCACUGGUUGCCCUGGUGGGCCCAGAAUUUAUCGCAGGAAGUACUCGACUCAAGGCUGGGACUGCUGCCAAGCAAAUCCUGAACAUGAUCAGUACUUGUUCAAUGAUGAAGCUUGGGAAGACAUAUAGAGGCCUGAUGAUUGACCUUCGAGUUGGAAAUUACAAGCUUCAAGCUCGAGGUCGAAGAAUCCUGCGUCAGGUCUGCAAAGAUAUUCUGGAAAUUCAUUCAGAAAGAGGACUUGUCCUUCCACCUCAGAUCCUACAAAACUUUCAUCAAAUACAAAACGACGAUGCAGCAAACAUUUUGAUUGGUAGAUGCGAUGGAAGCGUGAAACUUGCCUGUGCUGUGGCUUUUACGAAUCUUUCUCCAAUUGAAGCAAAUAUUCAGCUUUACAAACUCGAUGGUAACUUCCAGGCCUUUGUUGCAAACCAUAUAAUUCCGACUUAUAUUCAUGACAACAAUGCUUCACUUGAAGCAGAUGGCGAUGAUCAAGAAUAUUUUCUAGCUAUCGAUGGAGGGGGGACCAAAUGCGCCGUAUCGAUUGCCACCAAGUUUGGUAUUGUCUCUCGUGGCUAUGCCGGGGCCUGCAACUUCAAUACUGUGGCUACAGAGGAGCUCAUGAGUCAAAUCAAAAAAGCCACGAUAGAAGCUGUGAAGCUUUUACCGCAGAGGCCACAUUAUAACCUCAGGAAUGUCCCGCGAUUCAGCAAAGUAUGGGCCGGAAUCGCAGGCGUGCAUCAUGCCGAGCGGUUGAACAUUCUCAUCAAUGGUCUUGAAAAGGCCUUCGGCGUUUCUAUUGAGAAUGAUACGCUUCGGUUGACAAGUGACAGUGCACUCCUUGGCGCAUGCAUCGAGGUUGAUGCUUCUAUCCAAACAGGCAUCAGUCUCAUAUCAGGAACAGGUUCCGUGGCAACUGCUUUCAAGAAGGACAGCAACGGCCAUGUCGUCGAAGUCCGGCGAGCAGGCGGAUGGGGCCAUCUCAUUGGAGACGAUGGAAGUGCAUUUCAUAUUGGGAAACAAGCUUUACAAGCCCUGUUGACAAGCAAUGAGAUCAGCGAAGCUGUUGAUAGGAGCUGUUUGAGUGAAAUGGAGCGGGAGAUCUUGACUCACCUCGGUUGCACGAAUGCCGUGUUGUCUCGUCUUCUUUAUUCGGGAAAGAACCCGAAGAAAGAAAUCAGUGGCCUAGCAAAGAUUGUGACAAAACUUGCGUUCCGCAGCGAAAAUCCUGAUCUGCAGGCUCUUGAUAUUUUGAAUUCAGCAGCUCGCUCGCUAGCUCGGCUCAUUCAGCCGCUUAUCAUUUCCUGCCCUCCAACCAGCAGCGUGUUGAUUCUUUCUGGGGCAUUAAUGGGCCUGUCAAAAUUUCGAUCAUUGAUUCAUGAGCAGCUUUCUCUGGCUAAUAUUCCUUCUUUUAAAGAAAUGAUUUUUAUAGAGAGUGCAUCCGACUCUGGUGCAGAGCUUCUGGCUACACAAGCGGCCUAG
Penicillium odoratum is the source of this 2031-nucleotide messenger RNA. RefSeq lists its product as uncharacterized. Gene Ontology annotation, biological process: amino sugar catabolic process; peptidoglycan turnover. Gene Ontology annotation, molecular function: carbohydrate derivative binding; carbon-oxygen lyase activity; ether hydrolase activity. Lineage: Eukaryota; Fungi; Ascomycota; Eurotiomycetes; Eurotiales; Aspergillaceae. The transcript has a single exon. The record is from RefSeq and is a predicted model, not a curated record. Bases 1 to 2031 code for a protein of 676 amino acids.